GAAUGUAUGGCGGAAAACCGUGACUGGAGAAAGUGUCAGGACGUUGUACGCCAGUUCCAAACCUGCAUGGAAGAAAGCACAAAACGCAGGGCCGUGCAAUAAUACGCCAAAAGAUGUCAGCUGUGCAGCAGCCUUGGGGUCGGCACUCCGAUGAAGCAGAAUUUGGCGCCGGCAAGAGCGAGUUCGAAGACAACUUCUGCCCGUCCAGGGCUUUUCCGGACAGCGAGGACUACGUAGCAUCCUUAGAGUCUAAGUUGGCCAGGCUGAAAGGGAAGGGCAGGGACGUGACGGCCAGGGAGAUGCUCGGCGUGCUCGGGGAAGCGAGGCAGGACCACACGGGGCGCCUGCUGAGCACAGACCCCGACGUGGCGCCCGGGGCGACAGCAUACCUCCCGGGAGAGGACUGCAGCGACGCUCCAGUGCGCUCCAGCUACCUCGAGAAGAGGCUGUUUCCAGAGAGGCAAGCCUUGACGCAGGAGGAGCUGAAGUACCUCCUCGAGGCGGAUUUCCUCGGAAAGAGUGCAGCAGCCGAGAACUCCACAACGGCCGAGAGGAGCAGGGCAAGCUUCUCGAGCGGCGAUUCGGAGCCCAACCGAUGAAGCAGACGGCAGUCUGUCCUUUGCUGAGCUCGCUCUUGUUUCCUGGUCAAUCUAAGGAUGGUUUAUGUUUACGUUUAAGUCUACGGCAAUUUGUUGAAUAAAUAGACACUGUGUCUUUUUAUGUUGAGAAUCUUGC
This is a messenger RNA of Ixodes scapularis (black-legged tick), 735 nucleotides long. RefSeq lists its product as uncharacterized. Lineage: Eukaryota; Metazoa; Arthropoda; Arachnida; Ixodida; Ixodidae. Gene Ontology annotation, biological process: cilium organization. The record is from RefSeq and is a predicted model, not a curated record. The coding region runs from base 114 to 599 and encodes 161 amino acids. The transcript is spliced from 4 exons.